This is a messenger RNA of Oncorhynchus kisutch (coho salmon), 1193 nucleotides long. Its product is annotated as cyclin-dependent kinase inhibitor 1C-like. The transcript has 4 exons. The coding region runs from base 112 to 483 and encodes 123 amino acids. The record is from RefSeq and is a predicted model, not a curated record. NCBI's taxonomy places the organism in Eukaryota, Metazoa, Chordata, Actinopteri, Salmoniformes, Salmonidae.
GCUCUUAACUCUAUUUAAAAGAACCAACCGACUGGGUAUAACUCAUUGUCUUUGCAUCGUCACACCUGAUCAACUGCUGAAAUUGACUGACUCGAAGAACUGACCACCAAGAUGAUGAUGAAGACUGUAAUCUUUCUGGGCUGCCUCCUGGGUCUGUCAUUGGCUCUUCCUGCUGAUGUGGAUCACUUGAGAGUUGCACGUUCCAGCUCUGACUCCAACUCUAACUCAAACUCCAGGGAGGCUGGUUCCUUUCUGCCCUCCCUGCCACAGUUGAAUUCAAAUCAGCUACUUCAACUUCUACUUAAACUGUUUGCUGCCUCUGUCCCAGCACCAGCCCCUGCCCCUGCCCCAGCCCCUGCCCCUGCCCCUGCCCCUGCCCCUGCCCCUGCCCCUGCCCCUGCCCCAGCCCCUGUCCCUGCCCCAGCACCUGCCCCUGCACCAGCCCCUGCACCAGCCCCUGCCCCUGCCCCAGGUGGACGUUAAACAGGUGAAAAGUACUACUUAAACAGUUUUUGGGGGUAUCUGUACUUUACUUCACUAUAUAUAUAUUUCUGACAACUUUUACUUUUGCUUCACAAAAUUCCUUAAGAAAAUAAUGUACAUUUUACCCCAUACAUUGUCCUUGACAUCCAAAAUUACCUUUUGAAUGCUUAGCAGGACAGGAAAAUGGACAAAUUAAUACGCUUAUCAAGAGAACAUCCCUGCUCAUCCCUACUGUCUCUGAUCUGGUGGACUCACAAAACACAAAUGCUUAGUUUAUAAAGAUGUCUGAGUGUUGGAGUGUACCCCUGGCUAUCCGUAAAUAAAGUAAACAAGAAAAUGGUGGCGUCUGGUUUGUUUAAUAUAAGGUUUUUGUAAUGAUUUAUACUUUUACUGUUGAGUAUAUUUGAGCAAUUACAUAUACUUUUGAUACUUAAGUAUAUUUAAAACCAAAUACUUUUAGACUUUUACUCAAGUUGUAUUUAAGUGGGUAACUUUAUUUUCUAUUAAGGUAUCUUUACUUUUACUCAAGUAUGACAAUUGGGCACUUUUCCCAACACUGGAUUCCCCAAACAUCAUAAGUACAAUGUAUAUCCUUUAAAUUCAUUAAUUCACUUUUCUGUCUAUCAGGUAUUUCAUGGAACUCCCAGAUAUUGACUAUGAAGUGUGAUUCCUUUAUGCAUUUCUGUUUAAUAAACACAUUUAUAUUUCAA